Molecule: messenger RNA, 810 nt
Organism: Loxodonta africana (African savanna elephant)
Lineage: Eukaryota; Metazoa; Chordata; Mammalia; Proboscidea; Elephantidae
Gene: MRPL11
Product: mitochondrial ribosomal protein L11
Exons: 5
Coding region: 16-621 (201 amino acids)
Biological process (GO): translation
Cellular component (GO): mitochondrial large ribosomal subunit; ribosome
Molecular function (GO): large ribosomal subunit rRNA binding; structural constituent of ribosome
Source: RefSeq, a predicted model, not a curated record
AUUCACAGGUGGAGGAUGCGCACUCUGGAGCCACGGAGACCUCGGUUCGAAGCUCAUCUCUGCUUCACACGGUGUAUGUCCUUGUGUUCGAGACAUAACCUUUCCGAACCUGAGCUUCUUCAACGCUCCUUUUCGGGGGCUGUUUUGAGGAUAGAGUGGGAUGAGCAAGGCAUUUCCAUCAACCAGUUUUGCAAGGAGUUCAACGAGAAGACAAAGGACAUCAAAGAAGGCAUUCCUCUGCCUACCAAGAUUUUUGUGAAGCCUGACAGGACAUUUGAAAUCAAGAUAGGACAACCCACUGUUUCCUACUUCCUGAAGGCAGCUGCUGGGAUUGAGAAGGGGGCCCGGCACACAGGGAAAGAGGUGGCAGGGCUGCUGACCUUGAAGCACGUGUAUGAGAUUGCCCGCGUCAAAGCUCAGGAUGAUGCCUUCGCCCUACAGGACGUACCUCUGUCUUCUGUUGUCCGCUCCAUCAUUGGCUCUGCCCGUUCCCUGGGCAUCCAGGUGGUGAAGGACCUCAGUUCAGAGGAGCUGGCAGCUUUCCAGAAAGAGCGAGCCGUGUUCCUGGCUGCUCAGAAAGAGGCAGAUUUGGCAGCCAAGGAAGAAGCUGCCAAGAAGUGACCCCUGUCCCCUGUCUCCGCGGGUUUGGAAGGGGGCCACUGGGCAGGGUGCCGACUGGGAAGGCUGUGCCAAAGGGCAGGAGAGAGGGAGGUCACGCCAAGCCUGACUGCUGUUUCCCUGACUUUAUAUAUUUCUACACAUAUGGGAGGAUCAAGGGAUCCAGCCUGAAUAAACGAUCUUUGUCACCCA